AUGUCACGACUGCAGACCCGGACAGCGAAUUCAGAAUCCUCGAUAUGGCGCGAUCUUCCCGAAAACACGUUUCGUCAACACCUGGUAGACCUUGAGAAAAUCACAAACUCGGUGCCAGUCGAACCACAGACUUUUCCUCUUGUUCAAAGUGAUGAACUGAAGGAAAUUUACACUUUGCCAUUGAGUGUAGAGCAGCAAGUUGCAGAUGAUUUUGCAUUCUUGGCUGCCAUCGAAGAAGGAGCACAGAGUGUUGCGGCUGUGUGUUUGGAAGAGCAUCUUCAACCAGCUCGACUGACAGUACGGUUUGCGGCGCUGGACCUCUCGCUGAACGAUCAGGUCAGGGAUGCGCUGAACGCAAUCACGCACACCCUCAGUACAGUAUCCGAGGUCGAUGAUACAGCACGCACAGAAGAGUUGUUUUCACAAAUCGUGGACUUGCAUUUCCGAAGACUGCUCGCACGGCUGAGAUCGACCAAGUGGGAGAAGCCAAAGUAUCUGUCUAAACAACACAAGAAGCCUCUUUGGCAGGACUUUACGAAUCUUCUCCAUCGGGUACAAUUCGUUUAUACCAAGAAGGAAGCGGUGUUGAGACGUUCGGUGGAAGCUCAAGUGCAGCAACUCGCUGCCAUCUAUGAAAGCUUCGAGGCAGUCGAAGCAGCAUCUCAGGAGGAGCAACGCCAUCCUCACGCACUGAUCAAAGCGAGUUACGGGUUCUGCAAAACAAGGGAUAUCGCAGACUUUGCACAACGAUUGGAAAACAGCAUCACUGCAUCGCCGACGCCCAAAGUUGCUUCUGCCAUCAAGUGUCUGCGUCAAGUAGAGAAAAUCGGGGCAUACUGGCGCGUCACCACAUCUUUGAUUGCACACAGUAUACGGUAUCCAACUUUGUUUGGGUCAAAUCUGCAACUGGCAUUCUUGACGCCAUAUGAGGCUGUGGCUACAGAUAUCGGACACGAGGCUUGGGCGAAAUCAUGCCAUGUACACGCAGAAGUGCAAUUGGCUGUGCACUACGACUUGAUCUCUCAACACAACACGCCUUCAACAUCUACAUACCUCACUCCCCGAGUGAUAGGGACAUCGAAAUGGCUUUGCUAUCUCUGCUGGAGGUUUUUAAUUGCUCAUGGGGGCUUUGCUGUGGUAAACACGCAUGGGAGAUUGUAUGAUCAGUGGACGAUACCGGACUUGGAGGACUAUGGGGAUGAGAUGUGUAGGAGGUAUCGUGGUAUUGUGAGGGAUAUUGAUGCUGAGGUUGUUAGGGAGAUGGGGGAGACUGGGCAUGAAGAGGCAGAGUCGAUGGUGAGGUGGCGGGCUGAGCCCAUGACGAGUAGGCAGAAUCUGUUGGAUGUGGACGGAAAAUGCUGA
This is a messenger RNA of Aureobasidium namibiae CBS 147.97, 1362 nucleotides long. RefSeq lists its product as uncharacterized. The record is from RefSeq and is a predicted model, not a curated record. The transcript has a single exon. NCBI's taxonomy places the organism in Eukaryota, Fungi, Ascomycota, Dothideomycetes, Dothideales, Saccotheciaceae. The coding region runs from base 1 to 1362 and encodes 453 amino acids.